Molecule: messenger RNA, 3130 nt
Organism: Brassicogethes aeneus
Lineage: Eukaryota; Metazoa; Arthropoda; Insecta; Coleoptera; Nitidulidae
Source: the annotation of a GenBank genome assembly
UACUAACCUAUCUUAAAGUUGUGUAAAGUGCUGGUUUUAAUAGGCCUUGUUAUAGGGUAUGUAUAGUUAUAAUUGCUGCUUCUCAUAGGGGCUACACCUUUUUUGUGGUAAAAAUAAAAUAAAAUGAAUAAACCAGUGAGCCCCACCAUCGUUAUGAACGUUGUCUGUCCUCUAAUUGUUUUAUUUACUAUUCUGUAGGCUGGUUGUGACCUUAAAGCCCUUCUCCAGUCUCUAUUUGAUACCAUAUCUUCAUUUAGUAAGCUCAUAUGUAGGUGCUUUGGUUCCAUAAAUAACUAAUUCGUGGAUUUUUUGCUACGAAAGAACUGCCGGAUGUGUAUGUGUUACGUUUUUUGUCGACAACAUGUUUUGUAACGUUAAUUUUUACGAAUUAAUCCAUAUUUUCAGCGAAAUUUAGCUAGACAUAACCUAUACUGACAUACGUCAACAAGUACGGCAACCUUGAGUGAGUUGGCAUAUGACAUUCAGUUGGCUGCAAUGACGCGCUAUAUUUGAAUUUAUUUUUAAUAAAACUUUGAUUUUUGAUGUUUUUUUACGUUUUGUGUAUGUGACAGUAUUUUAUGUAUUUGUGUAUGGGUUGUUUGUGUUAAAUUGGGGAGUGUUAUGUAAGAUGGGGUGGUUUUGAAGGUUAUAUAACUCGAGAGCGUAAAAGAUCGAUAAUAAAACAUGGAAAUAGCAAAAGGUGUUAUUUCUGUCAAGAAAUUCCGUCACAAAUAAUAAUAAAAAAGCAAUAAUUAAUUCUGAAUUAGUGCUCGAAAAUGUUCAAUAUAACAGCGAAAAUAUUGUAUAAAAAUGUAAAUUAUAGUUUUUAAUUAAAUGGCUACUAGUUCUAAUAAUAUUGUUGACAACGAAGAUAGUGAUAGUGAUAAUAAUGAGCCGACACCGCUCAGGGAUGAGCGUCCGGAAUGGAAAAUAGCGGCCGAUGGCAUUAAAAUGGUGGUAAAUAAUAACUCUGUAGAUGCAGAGAAGUUGUUUUUAGCGUACCCGGAUAGUUUAGUUAUGAGGUCUGGAUAUUGUUUUACAGUUUUUAUGGAUGCCCUGUUAAGUUUUGAAGAAGAAAAGCUCAAUAAGGCCAAUGAAGCGCUCAAAGACAUGGAAAAACGUUGUGCAAUAAAAAGCGGUUUUAUGAGAGGGGUGUCGAAAAUUUUCGGCCUUGGCCAGGAAGAAACCAAACCAACCCUACAGGAAUUAUUAGAAACGCAAAUAAUUUUGGCCGAUUCUCAAGUUUUAUUGGGGGCACUGACGUUUCUACAAUCGGAUAUUUCAGGAGUUUUCAAGGGCGGCUGGGCGUUGAGAAAAGCCUGGAAAAUUUACAACAGAGUCUAUCGGGAAGUCAAAGACAUGUAUGAAAAACAAAUCGGACCUCUGCAGUUACCUGAAGAUUCGAGCUCGACGGACAUCGAGACGGACAUAGAGUGGCAAUUUCCGGAAAGUUCGCCGGAAAGGGACGGCAACAACGGGUACAUUCCGAUUAAUUCUCGGCUGCCGCAUUCGAGGUCCGCCAUCUUGAAUCGCUCGGGUUCGCGAUCGGCCGCCGCCGGGCCGCCGCCGCCGCCCGCCCCCGACGAUUUCGACGAGGGCAUCGUGCCGCGCGCCGCCUCUCGAAAUUCGCUCGUAAAAAAGUCCGUGUCGUUCCACAGCUCGUUCUCGAACAGCGGCGAGAGUUUCUGGAACGCCCGGUAUAAAUCGUUGAGGUCCUCGGUCUCGUAUAGUUAUAUAAGGGGGCUGGGGUUGUUGGGAGCCAAUGAGGCAAAGACAGAUAUGAUGAGCAAGGAGACAAUCAAACGUCUGAUGUCGGCCGUAUCUUUCGGCUACGGCCUUCUGCACUUAGGCCUAUCAUUACUUCCGCCUUCCGUCCUGCGAAUCACCAAUAUCCUCGGAUUUCGCUCCGAUCGACAAAUGGGAAUCGAAUGUCUCAUGUACGCCAGAACCGGUGAGGACAUGAGAGCCCCCCUCGCGACGUUGUGUCUGCUGUGGUACCACACCAUAGUGCGCCCAUACUAUGGCGUUGAUGGUAGUAAUAUAAGAAUGGGAGGUAGUGCGGCCAAAACCCUAAUUGAUGAGUCAGAAGCACAGUAUUCUCAGUCAUGCUAUUUUCUCUUCUUUAAAGGAAGAAUGUUCAGAACCAACGGUGACAUACAGUCGGCUCUGGUGUGUUUUAAAGAAGCAGUGGACAAAUCCACCCAAACCGAGAUGAGAUUGCUGUCUCUGCACGAAGAGGGCUGGUGUCAUCUCAUUGGCUUGGAUUUCUGCCAAUCCAAAACGGUUUUCACGCAUCUGAAGCAGCACUCCAGAUGGUCCAAAGCUUUCUACUGCUAUUUGGCGGCUUUGUGCACCGGGGCUUGCGGCAACGAUACGGACAAAAUUAUGGAGGAAUUGACAGACUUUUCAGCUUCAAUAAAGUCGAUAAACAAGGGUAAUACGAUCUUCGAGUACCUUACGAGGCGUUUGCACUUGUGCUCGAACGAAUACGAAGCUCUGACGAAAAUAAAACCGAUUUAUUGGAAGUUAUUGCUCUACGAAUUGCUAUAUCUAUGGAACGCUCUACCCAGUUGCACGUCUAUGGCCAUAGAAGACAUUAUUGAAGAGUCUAGCAAAGCUAGUCUUAGCGACAAUACAGAACAGCCCAUGAAAGGGAUGUCCAAAUUAAUACUAGGGAAUUGUUAUAGUCUUAAAAGGGAAGAUGAAAUAGCCGUUAAGGAAUUUAGGGAAUGCCUUUUGGCUCGAAAAGAUUGCAGUUAUAAUGCCGUCGAUGCGCAUGUGUCAGCUUUUUCGCAGUUCGAGUUGGCCUCCAUACUUUGCAGAGAUGUAGAGACCAAAGACGAGGGAAAAAAGCUUUUGCAGCAAAUAAACCACUACAGUAAUUACGAUUUCGAGCAAAAAUUAGGCGUCAGAGUCAACGCAAUGUUGAAAACUUUAUAGACCAAAAUAUAACGUUUAUUUUACGAAUAUAAAAUAUUAAUAAAGCAAUAUGUUGUUGAUAUUUUCUCAUUUUUUAGAGUUAUGAGUAUAUUUAGAUCCGUCCAGAACGAUUUGAAAUGUAACAUAACACCAAUAUAGUAUUUAAUUUUUGUGAGUUGUUUUGCUUAGACUUCCAUGUACUCUCAACCUA